This is a messenger RNA of Poeciliopsis prolifica (blackstripe livebearer), 4029 nucleotides long. It is a transcript of the gene enpp2, whose product is annotated as ectonucleotide pyrophosphatase/phosphodiesterase 2. The transcript has 24 exons. Bases 42 to 2735 code for a protein of 897 amino acids. Gene Ontology annotation, biological process: phosphatidylcholine catabolic process; immune response. Gene Ontology annotation, molecular function: calcium ion binding; nucleic acid binding; phosphatidylcholine lysophospholipase A1 activity. The record is from RefSeq and is a predicted model, not a curated record. NCBI's taxonomy places the organism in Eukaryota, Metazoa, Chordata, Actinopteri, Cyprinodontiformes, Poeciliidae.
UGUCUCGGACCCUCAGCUCAGGACUGCUGUCAGGGGGAAGCAUGUUGCUGCAGAAACUGUGUGUGUGGAUGCCGUUGGUGCUGUGCAGCUCGGACCUGUGUUGGGCCUUUGUCUUCGGCCGGCCCAAGCGCUCAGGAGAAGAUGGAACCAGCCCGGAGACUGGCUAUGUACCGAUCUCCGGCUCCUGCAAGAACAGAUGCUAUGAGUUAGUGGAGAACAAGCCCCCAAACUGUCGCUGUGACAACUUGUGUAAGAGCUACCAUGGCUGCUGCUCAGACUUCAACGAGCUCUGCCUCCGGACAGAAGGAGGUUAUGAAUGCACCAAAGAGCGAUGCGGCGAGACCCGGAAUGAACAGCACGCCUGCCAUUGCUCUGAAGACUGCCUCGCCAGGGGAGACUGCUGCACCAACUACAAGAAGAUGUGCAAAGGAGACACUUCCUGGCUGGAAGGCGAAUGUGAGGAGAUCAGGAGCCCAGAGUGUCCUGCUGGUUUUGCGCGUUCGCCUCUCAUCAUACUGUCCAUGGAUGGGUUCAGAGCGUCUUACAUGAAAAAGGGGAGAACCAUCAUCCCUAACAUUGAAAAACUCAGAAGAUGUGGAACCCACGCUCCUUACAUGAGGCCUGUUUAUCCUUCCAAAACCUUUCCCAAUCUCUAUACAAUUUCAACAGGUCUCUAUCCAGAGUCUCAUGGCAUCGUUGGAAACGCCAUGUAUGACUCAACAUUUAGUGCAACAUUCAACCUGAAGAACAAAGAAAAGCUGAACCACCGCUGGUGGGGAGGAGAACCACUCUGGAUCACUGCCGUCAAACAGGGAAUGAAAUCUUCCAGCUUCUUCUGGCCCGUGACCAUUUCUUGGGAGAGAAGGAUCCUGACUUUGCUGCAGUGGCUUCAUCUCCCUGAAGGAGAGAGGCCCUAUGUUUAUGGCAUGCACUUUGAGGAACCAGAUGCUACUGGACACAGAGUGGGCCCAAAGAGUCCAGCCGUGAGUACGUUUGCUCCAGGAGAUUCUGAUCCUGAGUGGGUUUGGUCGCUCAAGGCUUCCUUUAUCCUUUUCCAGCUUAACACGAUUCUGCAGGCAGUUGAUCGGAUGGUGGGCAAGCUGAUGGACGGACUGAAGCAGAUGAAACUGCACCGAUGUGUCAACAUCAUCAUAGUGGGAGACCACGGUAUGGAAGAGGCAAACUGUAAUCGUACAGAUGCCCUCACCAACUAUAUCACCUCUGUUGAUGACAUCAUCCUCAACCCUGGGCCUGCUGGGAGAAUACGCUCCAGAUUGCCCAACAAUCCCAGAUAUGACCCCAAGGCUGUUGUUGCAAGUCUUACAUGCAAGUCGGCAGAGCAGCACUUUAAGCCAUACCUGAAGCAGCACCUGCCUAAGAGACUGCACUACGCCAACAAUCGGCGUAUUGAAGACGUUCACCUGAUGGUGGAGAAGACCUGGGGAGUGGUCAAGAAAGUCCCAAAGGUGAGGGGAACCUGUGCAAUGUUAGGCGACCAUGGAUAUGACAAUAAGAUCAACAGCAUGCAGACUGUUUUUUUGGGCUAUGGACCUAGAUUCAGAUUCAAGACCAAAGUUCCACCCUUUGAAAACAUUGAGCUGUAUAACGUCAUGUGUGAUCUUCUGGGUCUAAAACCGGCUCCAAACAAUGGAACUCAUGGCAGUCUGAACGUUAUGCUGAGAACUCCAACUUUUAGACCUACCAUGCCAGACGAGGUGUCCAGGCCAACGGCCUACAACCUCGUUCCUGGAGCAACAGAUGACAUGAGCUGCAACUGCGACGAAAAGUUGCGUGUAAAAAGUAGGGGCCAGAGAGGUUUGAAAGUGACCCUUGUACGAGGCUAUAACCUGGAGUCACUCUGGCUCUGUCUCUUACAGAACAAAGUUGAGGAGCUAAAUCGGCGAUUGAGGCAAGCUGUUGAUGACAGCAGGAACUUGCCGUACGGCCGACCUGCUGUCCUCUUCCAUACCAAAUACAGCAUCCUCCAACACAGGGACUAUAUCAGUAGCUACAGUGAAACCCUGCUCAUGCCCCUCUGGACAUCCUACACCGUCAGCAGACAGGUAGCGUUGUCUCCACUGCCUGAGUCUUUGUCCAACUGUGUGAGACCGGAUGCCAGAGUCCCACCGAUCGUCAGCCAGUCAUGUUCCAACUACAAAGCAGAGAAAAAUGUCACAUAUGCCUUCCUGUACCCGCCACAGCUUUCCUCAAACCUGGAUAGAAAACAUGAUGCUUUCCUCAUCACCAACACCGUGCCCAUGUAUCCUGCAUUUAAGAAAAUCUGGACUUACUUUCAGAAAACUCUGGUGAAGAAAUACGCCACUGAGAGGAACGGAGUGAACCUUCUUGUAGGACCCAUCUUUGACUACAAUUAUGAUGGAGUCAGAGACUCGACUGAGACGAUCAGAGACCAUGUGAGCGGAGCCGUCCUCGUCCCGACUCAUUACUUUGUGGUCCUGACCAGCUGCCUGAACUUCACACAGCCUGCAGAUUCAUGCAACGGUCCACUGAAGAGCGCCGCUUUCAUCCUGCCACAUCGACCCAACAACGACGAGACCUGCAACAGCUCCGAGGAUGAGUCCCGCUGGGUAGAGGCCCUGAUGAAGAUGCACACGGCCCGGGUCAGAGAUGUGGAGCUGCUCACAGGCCUGGACCUGUACCGGAGAACCAGGCGGAGCUACAUCGAGAUCCUCUCCUUAAAAACAUUCAUGUACACAUAUGAGACCGACGUCUGACCUCUGCUGACCUUUUCUACAGCUGUGGUGGAGGAACGUGAAACACACUUCCAUCUCUGUCUGUCUACGUACGGCUAGAACACCACUGAACUGUUCCAAAACUGUGGAAAGUCAAUCAUCCUUCAUCUCACCUACCUUUUGAGGACCCAGAAGAUCAAGAGCCUUUUGGUUCCCUGACGGACUUUCUAGAGUUACAGAGAUACAAUUUUACAUCCUCUUGGCACCUUAGUACAAACACCCUGCUCAAAAAAAAUCUGUUUGUUUGCACUUUUUUUUCUUUUAAGCUACGAAUCACACACAAAUCAUCCCAGAUUGAAAGCUAGAAUAAUCAUAUUUUUGUACUUAUGUGAUUCCUGAGCAGGCGUUAUGUUACACUUUAACCUUUUAAAGAUGAUUUAAAGGCUAUUGCCUCUGCACUUUAUUGUUCCUGCAGCCAAUCAGCUAAAGCUGGAGUCCAAAGAAUCAUCUCUGCAGCAGCUCCAGGUUUGGAUCGUUUCAGAUCAUCAAACAAAAAUAUUCUGAGAAAAUAGAAAAAAAAAACUGUUAAAAAAAUGUCUUUGUGAACCACAGAUCAGAUCAAUAUUAUGCAUAAUGCAUUAGUAUUUAAACUACUUCUCCAUUCUCAACACCUACAGAACUGCUCACCACUUUGUAAACCUGUGGCUCUUUAUGUUAUUCACCAAGCCAGUGGGUUUAAUAUUCAUCAUCUUGCACUAACACUUCAGAAUCUAUUAUACAGUCACACAUAUGUUGGUUUCUUUCAGAAAUAUUGCACAGAACAAGAAUAUUUGAAUCAGUGUUAAUCAUCCACCUGAUUAGUUCAUGCAGGGAGAGCCUGUCUCCAGGGGUCUGUGUAUUCCCCCUGCAGGUCACCAAGUAGAAACACACACUCAAACCUUAGCAUGAUGAAGUUCCCUUAGAAGCUGUGAGAUGAGUGGCAGUUCUACCACUUCAUCAGGCUUAAAAAAUAAUCAAAAGGCCAAUAUGGACUCACUCUGGCUGGAGAUUAUUGAAUACACCUGAUCUCUGUAUGCCACCCUUUAUAAAAAAGCCUUUAAUUUUAAAUGGAAUAUAAUGGUAAUGAUGUGUGUGUGUGCGUGUGUGUGUGUGUGUGUGAGUAUGUGCGUGUGUGUGUGUGUGUGUGGGGUGUGUGUGUGUGUGUGUGACAAAUAUUACAUAUCAUAUCAGUCUGUAAAUGUGGCUUGUUUGCUUGUAUGGGGGCUGUGUGUGUGUUUUGACUUUGGUUUGUGCACAAUUAAAUUUGUUGAUUAAAAUAAAGGUUUGAUCAAAAACA